GGCGAGGCGGGGCGAGCGCGGAGGCGGAAGUUCCCGGCCGGCCGGAGUGGGACGGCGCAGGCACUGGGAGCCACUUGUCAGCGCUGCUCGGAGGCGGAGGCUGCGCCGCGAGGGUCCGGAGUUUCUCUCAUUGUGUUUGGAACUGCACAUUGAAUCCUUGGAACCAUGAGCAACUACAGUGUGUCGUUGGUCGGCCCAGCUCCUUGGGGUUUCCGUCUCCAAGGUGGCAAGGAUUUCAACAUGCCCCUGACAAUCUCGAGUCUGAAAGAUGGUGGCAAGGCAUCACAGGCACACGUGAAGAUAGGAGAUGUUGUCCUCAGCAUCGACGGGGUUAGUGCACAGGGGAUGACUCACCUUGAAGCCCAGAACAAGAUUAAGGGUUGCACGGGCUCUUUGAAUAUGACUUUGCAAAGAGCAUCCGCUGCAGCCAAGCCUGAGCCCGUUGCUGUCCAGAAGGGUGAACCUAAAGAAGUAGUUAAACCUGUGCCCAUUACAUCUCCUGCUGUAUCCAAAGUCUCUUCCACAACCAACAUGGCCUACAAUAAAGCACCACGGCCCUUUGGUUCUGUGUCUUCACCAAAAGUCACAUCCAUCCCAUCACCAUCGUCUGCCUUCACCCCAGCCCAUGCCACCACUUCAUCACAUGCUUCCCCUUCACCUGUGGCUGCUGUCACUCCUCCCUCAUUCUCUGCAUCCGGACUGCAUGUUAAUAGCAAUCUUAGCACUGACCAGUGUUCAUCUGCACCAAACACUGGUAAAUCUGCAGUUAAUGUCCCACGGCAGCCCACAGUCACCAGCGUGUGUUCCGAGCCUGCUCAGGAGCUAGCAGAGGGGCAGAGAAGAGGAUCCCAGGGUGACAUUAAACAGCAAAAUGGUAACCCCGGCACUGUGAAAAUUCCACCUAAACGCCCACCAAGAAAACACAUUGUGGAGCGCAACACGGAGUUUUAUCACAUCCCCACUCACAGUGACGCCAGCAAGAAGAGGCUGAUUGAGGACACUGAAGACUGGCGCCCGCGGACUGGAACAACUCAGUCUCGUUCCUUCCGAAUCCUUGCCCAGAUCACCGGGACUGAACAUCUGAAAGAAUCUGAAAAUGACAAUGCAAAGAAGGCAAACAGCCCCGACGAGGCUUCUCAGCCAUCAGCGUCACCUCUGAGCAAGUCUGAGGGCCAAGAGAGCCCAGGUUCCAGCAGGCCAGGCGUGGCAAGCCUCAGGACCGCUGCUGCUUUCAAGCCCGUAGGAGCCAGCAGUGCCGUCAAGUCACCAAGCUGGCAGCGUCCGAGCCAAGCAGCACCUUCUACUGGAAGAGUUACAAACAGUGCGACUUCUUCAGGUACAAGAGUACCUGUGAACUCAGCUGUGGGGGCGCCCCAGCCAAGUGACCAAGACACACUCGUGCAGAGAGCCGAGCACAUUCCAGCAGGGAAGCGAACACCCAUGUGUGCCCACUGUAGCCAGGUCAUCAGGGGGCCUUUCCUCGUGGCUCUGGGGAAGUCUUGGCACCCAGAAGAAUUUAACUGUGCUCACUGCAAAAACACGAUGGCCUACAUUGGGUUUGUUGAGGAGAAGGGAGCACUGUAUUGCGAGCUAUGUUAUGAGAAGUUCUUUGCUCCUGAAUGUGGCCGGUGCCAGAGGAAGAUCCUUGGCGAAGUCAUCAAUGCUUUGAAACAAACCUGGCACGUGUCCUGUUUUGUAUGUGUGGCCUGUGGAAAACCCAUCCGCAACAAUGUUUUCCACUUGGAAGAUGGAGAGCCAUACUGCGAGACUGAUUAUUACGCGCUUUUUGGAACAAUAUGCCGUGGAUGCGAAUUCCCCAUAGAAGCUGGUGACAUGUUCCUUGAAGCUCUGGGCUACACCUGGCAUGAUACUUGUUUUGUGUGCUCAGUGUGUUGCGAAAGUUUGGAAGGGCAGACCUUUUUCUCCAAGAAAGACAAGCCGCUUUGCAAAAAGCAUGCUCACUCUGUGAAUUUCUGAAAAGUCAACAGUUCCAGGAAACGGGAGAAAUUUGAAGAAAAGGGGGGAAACUAAAAUUACCAUUUAAUUUUUAGUUGUAAUAUUUAUAUGGAGUUCUAAAAUAAUAGUAGCCCUGAAUGGAUAAACUCUAACAUUAACCAAGUCUGUGAGAGAAUGUUUGGCUUCAGAAAGUCACAGACGGUUUGGGAUUUAUUAUGACUAGCCUGUGUUUUCUGCCCAUGAAGUAGCCUUUAUAAGAGUCAAUUUCCUGACUACUAAAUUCAUCUUAGAAUAAAUUAGCAAAGGACUACAUUUUAGAAUUAAAAACUCUAGCCUCUUAUGCUGAAGUGAUUCUUUCCUUGUCAGGUAGCUGUGAGACUCCACAGAAGGCAAUAAGAAGUGCCUUACAUUUUACUAAUAAGAAUAACUGUUUAAUAAGCCCAUUUUAUCUUUAAAAUAGUAAAUGGGAGUUUAAAUAAAUUUUAUGAGUAGGUGGUAUCUUUCUCUUUGGUCUUAUCAUUGGUCUUUUCAGUAAGACGGUCCAAGGCAAUUUUUGACCCAAGUGUGGCAUGCCCUAAGAGAUACUGUGAUCUCUGGUUCUUCCAGAGGCUGCCAUGUUGCUUAAAGGUCAAAAAUGCUGACCUUCCUUCAGAUGGGGCAGUUUGUUUGUGUAGUGUGUGGCUCACCACCUGGGCCAGGCUGCCCUGCUUCUCAUCUUAUGCCGAGCUGAAGAUAAUUCAAUAGCGUUAGGGCCCCCCCCAACCCCCCCCACCUCAUCCCCACCCCUCAGAGAGUAGGUAGAAGAUGAAGGCGCUAGAAAUUGGGAAAAGAAAGCAAUUGUACCUGGAAAGUCAAAAGAACCACUUCCCCCUUUCAGAUAAUGAACUGCUUAGUUUUUACAGUUGUGUCACUGACUGAAGAUUCCAAAACUCCUCGCCCAGUGAUUUUUUUUUUCUUUUUUCUUUUUUUUUUUUUUUUUUUGGAUUGAGGGUUAUGAAAAGAUCCAAGUUUUUGUUGUUACUGUAUUCUUUGCUUAUUUGGAGUUGUUCUGGGGUUUUGUUUGUUUGCUGGUUUUUGUAUGGGAUUCUUAUCUAUCAGUAAGAAGUAAAUCCCCUCCAAUUGUGUGAUCCUGGAGUUAGGCAACCUUUCUUCUCUGGCAUCCAUUACUCACAUUGUCCUGCCAUUUGUUCUCCAUGGUUGGGCAGAGCAUUGCUAGGUACCACUUGUCGUCAGGAAAGUGAGUGUGAGAAAGCCAUGCAGUGUGGCCCACUGCCCAGGGAGAAAACAAAUCAUGGCGUUUAAUACUUUUCUGUGUGUUUCCACAAUGAAUGAAAGCUCAGUGGUCCUUCUGAGUGAUAGCUAAAUCUGUUGGGAGUACGGUCCUUCCAAUAUCAGACAGGUUGAGUGCCCCAUCUUUUCAGAGCACCUGUGCGUCCAUUUGUGUAUGUGUGUUUGUCACACAGGAAUUCUUAGGCAACAGUAUUUGUUUAACCUCCCUAAGAACUUUCAAAGUUAUAUGUCCUGAAAGCUGCUAAUUUAUGCUCUAGUAAAUUUAUGUUAUAUGCAGAUAAUCUCGAACUGAGGGAUAAAUGAGCAGGAAGGGUGACACACAUCACGAACCGGAAGCUUCUCCAGUAGCAGCCCAGACUACCUCCUUACCUGUGCCUGUAGGGAGGCAGGAAGUGUCUUCAGAAGUCAGGGCUGGAACUUUGUGCAUUAGAUCUCAUUGCUGCUUCAGUGACCAAUAGCAGGCUCGAUGGCUUAGGUGCAUUCCUUCUGAUCUGAACGUCCAGCUUUGGCGUUAUAUUACAAAAUAAGUUGGUGAUUUUUUUUUUUUUUUUUUUUUUUGAUGUGCAAGUUUUGGUUUGUCUUUUAGGUGAUAUGCCAUGAUAAUAUUUGACAGCUUAUUGGCAUUUGCAUAUUCAAAAAAUUUUCUUUGACUUGGAUUUCUAAUGAAGUUAUCUUCCUUUAAGGUUCUCAUUUUUAUUAACCCCUUAUUUCUCUGUUGUUUGUGGAAUGUAAUGCUGCAUUUUUAUAAUGCUAUAUUUCUCCACAUUUAAUUCCUAAAAGGCUAGUGUGGCUUGCUAACUUGGCAUUGUGUCUUUUUUCUUUGCCUAUCAUAUUGUCCGGCAAGUUUUGUAUCUGUUCCUAACACAGUGGCUCCUGGGAGACGAAUUCUCACCGUAACCAGAAGAGUCUGUCCACAGUGAGGCUCAACUUGCCUCGUUACCAGCAUGGAAGCAUGGAGCUUUCAAUACCUGGCACAGCACUUUACCCUUCUGGCAAGCUCCCUGAGUUUUUAUUAUCAGUCUUCUGUGUCCGUAGCAUUAUUUUUCUUUCAUUAUUACUAUAGAACAUUGAGUUCUUGUCAUGCUAGAUGUAUAUUUUGAAGGCUGUACUUGUUAGGCCCCAUAUGUAAACAAUGGUACAUGAUUCUUAAUGUGCCUUAUUAGAGUUCUCAGUUUUGAGACUUUGGUGGGCCCAAAUAGAUACUGUUUCUCUUAAAUGUUCUGGAUGACUGUUGCCUGUUGAGGUAGCAAUCUUUGCUUAGUGACUUUGUGUUUCCCAUUGAUAGGGUUACCUUCACCAUGUAAAGCUAAAGCCUAAUUAUUUGGCAACAGUAUUAAAACAAAAGUAAUCCUUUCUCUUUUGAAUAUUGAUAAAAAACUGUGUUUAAAACCAUCUACAACAAAAUAUGCUCCUUUCCAGGAGCCCUGGGCUAGAAGGGCUUCCACAGAAAAGUAAUUGCUACAGUGUGAAUAGUUUCAUUAGCAUUUUUUUUGGCAUUUGCAGUUCAGUCUUCUCCUUUGGAGCAGGAAAACAGAAGAUACAUAUUUCAGCCUGUCCCUCUCCUCCACAUGUCUAAGUUAUUGGAUGUAGACACUUAUUGUGUAAUUUGCCAUGCCUGUCGAUUAUUGUCUUUUGUUUCUUUGCAUUUUUAAGUUUGUGUGUAGCUGCUCUUUUGCUUUUGGAUAUGUUUUCUAAUUAAAAAAAUUCACACGAGAAAUACAAUCUGUAUAGUGAUACCUAAUGAACACAUACUCAAUAAACAAAUUCUAUGAUGUC
Phodopus roborovskii (desert hamster) is the source of this 5022-nucleotide messenger RNA. RefSeq names its product PDZ and LIM domain 5 (gene Pdlim5). The transcript is spliced from 15 exons. Gene Ontology annotation, molecular function: actin binding; muscle alpha-actinin binding. Gene Ontology annotation, cellular component: adherens junction; stress fiber; filamentous actin. The record is from RefSeq and is a predicted model, not a curated record. Gene Ontology annotation, biological process: actin cytoskeleton organization; muscle structure development; heart development. Lineage: Eukaryota; Metazoa; Chordata; Mammalia; Rodentia; Cricetidae. Bases 166 to 1977 code for a protein of 603 amino acids.